AAUUUGGCAGUCAGUGCAUUCACACCGGGACGACAAGCUGACUUGGGACUCUGCGCUCCUGGUCCGUCAAUUCAGACGUAUCACGUUGUUAGCUCUGCAACAUCGUGGUGUUGAAUCGCGCUCACGUUUAGCACUGCGUUCAGCAGGGUGUAUAAUAGUGCUGCGGUCAAGUGUACUGCUAUUAUCACGCUGUCUAUCAUCCCGAUCGAUAUUGAUUCACGUUCGUGUGCGCAGUGCCUGAGUUUCAUCAGUUUAUCGUUGAUCGCCAAUCUGUCCGGCUGCACCAUGGACAAAGGGCAGCAACCAUCGUUGUGGGCAUGGGCGAGACAUUCAGCUCUGCUAGUUGCCACCAUCGUCGUGAUUUUCGCAGCGUUUAGCAACAGUCUAACUUGGUAUUUGCAGCAACUUUGGGGAGCUUCGGGAGACUUUUGGCAAUCGCUAUGGAAUCGAUUCCUCGAUCGAUUCGGAGACGACGAAUUCGGCCUUUUUGUUUACGGAACGACUAUUCUAACCAUGGGCCUUUAUUGGGGUGUUGGCUCUAUCUACGUCAUGAUGGAUUAUUUUAAUUUACCCAAAUGGAUUCGUAAAUACAAAGUCCAGCUUGGUACCAACGAACCCGUCGACCGAAAGCGGCUCAUCACGGCUGUUGGUCAUGUGUUGUUUAAUCAAAUAUUUGUCGGCAUUCCGUUCGCCGCCUUUGGAUAUUGGAUGAUGAAAAAACCUUUAGCGCCAUUCCGUGAGCUGCCAAAUUUCAGCCGUGUGCUACUAGAGUUGGCCGUUUUUAUCGUCGUUGAAGAAAUUGUCUUUUAUUAUUCACACAGGUUUUUACAUCACAGACGGCUGUACAAAUACAUCCACAAGAAGCAUCACGAGUGGACUGCACCCAUCGCUGUAACUGCUAUUUACUGCCAUCCACUUGAGCACCUCUUGUCUAACAUUGUGCCUCCAGCUCUGGGCACAAUCAUCAUGAGCUCGCACAUUUCCACAUGUUGGCUUUGGUAUUCUAUGGCCAUCCUUAGGACGUUGAAUGAUCACUCGGGCUAUCAUUUGCCCUUUUUCCCGUCGCCAGAGGCACACGAUUUUCAUCAUCUGAAGUUCAAUGAAUGUUACGGCUUUCUCGGUAUUCUUGACUACCUUCACGGAACCGACACAUUAUUUCGUUCCUCGCCUCCUUUCAAGCGUCAUAUUGUGUCCUUAGCCAUAAAACCGCUUCGUAUACAGUUCCCCGAUGAGCCCAAAAGUAAAAAAAACCUGAAUGACAAGUACAGCGAAUAACGAGAUCAUUUGGGCUAUAUAGCGAGCUCGUUCGAUCCCGUCAAACACUACAGCUGUUUCGUUUUUUUCGUAUACAUUUUAAAUAUAUCUGAAUGAGUUUA
This is a messenger RNA of Daphnia pulicaria, 1376 nucleotides long. Its product is annotated as fatty acid hydroxylase domain-containing protein 2-like. The coding region runs from base 286 to 1275 and encodes 329 amino acids. Gene Ontology annotation, molecular function: iron ion binding; C-4 methylsterol oxidase activity. The record is from RefSeq and is a predicted model, not a curated record. NCBI's taxonomy places the organism in Eukaryota, Metazoa, Arthropoda, Branchiopoda, Diplostraca, Daphniidae. The transcript has 8 exons. Gene Ontology annotation, biological process: sterol biosynthetic process.